This is a messenger RNA of Capsicum annuum, 1575 nucleotides long. RefSeq names its product TMV resistance protein N-like. Gene Ontology annotation, biological process: defense response. NCBI's taxonomy places the organism in Eukaryota, Viridiplantae, Streptophyta, Magnoliopsida, Solanales, Solanaceae. Gene Ontology annotation, molecular function: ADP binding. The record is from RefSeq and is a predicted model, not a curated record.
GAUGUUAAAGAAAAUGGAAAAAAGAAUCAAUUGCAUUCUUUACAAAAUAUCCUUCUAUCUGAACUGUUGAAGAAAAAAGACAAUUACAUCAAUAAUAAGUUAGAUGGGAAGUGUAUGAUUCCAACAAGACUUUGUUCUAUGAAGGUGCUAAUCGUGCUUGAUGACAUAGAUCAUAGUGAUCAUUUGGUGUAUUUAGCCGGUGGUCUUCAUUGGUUUGGUAGUGGCAGCAGAGUUGUGAUAACAACUAGAAAUAGACAAUUGAUAGAGAAUGCUGAUGCAAUAUAUGAAGUAUCUACACUACCCGAUGAUGAAGCUAUGUUGUUGUUCAAUCAACAUGCUUUCAAAAACAAAAUUCCAGAUGAGUGUUUUAAGAUGUUCUCGUUGGAGGUGGUAAAUCAUGCUAAAGGCCUUCCUUUAUCCCUCAAGGUGUGGGGUUCUUUGUUGCAUAGGAAAGACCUAACUCAGUGGAGAAGAAUAGUAGAUAAAAUAAAGGAGAAGUCAACAUCAGAAAUUGUUGAGAAACUCAAAAUAAGUUAUGAUGGUUUAGAGCCCGAAGAGAAAAAGAUGUUCCUGGAUAUGGCAUGUUUCUUCAGAGGAUAUCUUAAAACUCAUGUCCGAAGAAUCCUCGACAGCUAUAAUAUUGGAGCUGAAUACGGAUUGGAUGUCCUAAUUGAUAAAUCUCUUGUGUUCAUCUCUGGAGAUGAUAGGCUUGAAAUGCAUGACUUGAUUGAAGAUAUGGGUAGAUAUGUCGUGAAAAAAAUACAGAAAGAUUUGGGAGAACCUAGCAGAAUAUGGGACGUUGAAGAUUUCGAAGAAGUGAUGCUGAACAAUACAGAGACAAAAUCAAUGGAAUCAAUCUGGCUGCAUGAUGACAGCAUUAAAAAACUACGCUUGAGCAAACAAGUCAUGAAAAAUAUGGAAAGGCUUAAAAUAUUACACAUCAACGAAUUUGAUACACAUGAUGCCAUUGAGUACCUGCCCAACAGCUUGUGUUGGAUUGAGAUUUUUGGAUAUCCUUGGGAAUCGUUGCCAGAAGAUUUUGAACCCAAAACACUUGUUCAUCUUGAACUCAGAGAAGGUUUGCUGCGACAUUUAUGGUUUGAAACAAAGCAUUUCCCAUGUCUACGGAGGCUAGAUCUCAGCAGCUCACAAAACCUAAUGCAAACACCAGACUUCAGUGGGAUGCCAAAUUUGGAGCAUUUGGAUUUAGGGAGAUGUAAGAGUCUGAAAGAGGUUCACCAUUCCCUGGGAAAUUGCCGAAAACUCAUCCGCUUAGAUUUGUAUGGUUGUGAAAGCCUUGAGAGGUUUCCACGUGUUAGUGGGGAAUCUCUUGAAUAUCUGAAUCUGGAGGAUUGCUCUAGUUUAGAGAUAUUUCCCUCGGGUGAAUGAAGGGUUACGCUCCUUGGAAAUUCUGAAUCUCAGUUACUGCAGUCUGAUAGAUGGAGAACUUCUGGAUGACAUUGGAUGCUUAUCCUCUUUGAAAAAGUUGGAUCUCAGUGGAAAUAAUUUUGAGCAUUUGCCUCGAAGAAUAGCCCAACUUGGUGCUCUUCGAUGCUUGGACUUAUCACAUUGCAA